AUGGAGAACCGGGGUGUGCCUCCCGGACCUUAUCGGGCCACCAAAUUGUGGAAUGAAGUAACCACAUCAUUUCGGGCAGGAAUGCCUUUAAGAAAGCAUAGGCAACACUUUAAGAAAUAUGGUAAUUGUUUCACCGCAGGUGAAGCUGUGGACUGGCUUUAUGACCUAUUAAGAAAUAAUAGUAAUUUUGGUCCUGAAGUUACAAGGCAACAGACUAUCCAACUGCUGAGAAAAUUUCUUAAGAAUCAUGUAAUUGAAGAUAUCAAAGGCAGAUGGGGAUCAGAAAAUCUUGAUGACAACACUCAGCUAUUCAGAUUUCCUACAACUUCUCCACUUAAAGCUCUUCCAAGAAGGCAUCCAGAAUUGAGAAAAAACAGCCUAGAGAACAUUUCAAAAGAUAAAGAGAAUGUUUUUAAAUUCCGAAACUUAUCUCGUAGAACUCCUAAAAAGCAUGGAUUACAUUCCUCUCAGGAAAAUACAGAGGAAAUAAAGUGUGAAGUAAUUGAUGAAGACCAAGAAAACUCAGUUGGUAGCAAAGAAAUAAAACAAGAAGAUGUUGAAGAAGUUUGGAGAUAUGUUAUUCUGAUCCACCUGCAAACGAUUUUAGGUGUCUCAUCCCUAGAAGAAGUCAUAAAUCCAAGACAAGUAAUUCCUCAGUAUAUAAUGUACAACAUGACCAAUACAAAUAAACAUGGAGUAGUUAUACUACAAGACAAAUCAGAUGACCUUCCUCACUGGGUAUUAUCUGCCAUGAAGUGCCUAGCAAAUUGGCCAAGAAGUAAUGAUAUGAAUAAUCCAACUUACGUUGGAUUUGAAAGAGAUGUAUUCAGAACAAUUGCAGAUUAUUUUCUAGAUCUCCCUGAACCUCUACUUACCUUUGAAUAUUACGAAUUAUUUGUGAAUAUUUUGGUUGUUUGUGGCUACGUCACAGUUUCAAAUAGACCCAAUGGGAUACAUAAAAUCCAAGAUGAUCCACAGUCUUCAAAAAUCCUUCACGUAAACAAUUUGAAUUCCUUCAAAUCAACUGAGUGUCUUCUUCUCAGUCUGCUUCAUAAAGACAAAAACAAGGAGGAAUCAGAUUCUACUGAGAAACUACAGAUAAGUGAUCCAGGAUUUCAAGAAAGAUCUGCUAAGAAAACCCAGCUAGUAAAUUUAAGAAACAGAAGAGCCAGUGCUAAUGACAUAAUGGGAGGAAGUUGUCAUAAUUUAAUAGGCUUAAAUAAUAUGCAUGCUCAGUCUUCUAACAUCAAAUCAAGGUGCUACUCUUUGGAAGGCAUUGUAGAUAUACCAGACAAUUCAAGUAAAGAGGUCUCCAGUGUCUUCUGUCAAUCUGUUUCUAAUAUAGAAAUACAAAAUAAUAAACAAUUUUUAGAAUCCAAGCCCUUAUUGAAUCAUCACUCAAAAGAAAUUAUUCAAAAACCAGUCUCUGUUGGUUUUAAGAGAACCUCUACUUCCACUGUUCAGGACCAAGAAGAGUUAUCUAAUGGGAAAUGCAAACCAAAGCAGCUUUGUAGAUCUCAGAGUUUGCUUUUAAGAAGUAGUGCAAGAAAGAAUAGUUACAUGAAUACACCAGUGGCUGAAAUUACCAUUAAACCAAAUCAUAUCACUCAUUUUGGACAAAUCAGCUCAAGUGUACAAACAGCUGUGAAAAGUCAACCUGGAGAGUCUACCACAUUCAAUAAAAGACUCUGCAAAAGUACAAUAACACUUUCAGAAAAUUCCUUUUCUCCAACUUCUAUGUUGACUGGCACACAAAGUUUGCUGCAGCCUCAUUUAGAAAGGGUUGCCAUUGAUGCUCUACAAUUGUGUUGCUUGUUGCUUCCCCCACCAAAUCGUAGAAAACUUCAACUUUUAAUGCGAAUGAUUUCUCGAAUGAGUCAAAAUGUUGAUAUGCCCAAACUCCAUGAUGCAAUGGGUACAAGAUCACUGAUGAUGCAUACAUUUUCUCGGUGUGUGCUAUGCUGUGCGGAAGAAGUAGAUCUUGAUGAGCUGCUGGCUGCAAGAUUAGUUUCUUUCUUAAUGGAUCAUCAUCAGGAAAUUCUUCAAGUACCCUCUUACUUACAGAGUGCAGUGGAGAAACAUCUUGACUGCUUAAGGAAGGGUCAUAUUCAAAUUCCUGGAGAUGGAUUGAUUACUCCGUUGCCAACUUAUACAUAUUGUAAGCAGAUUAGUGCAGAAGAGUUUGAUAAACAAAAAAUUUCUACCUCUCAAGCUGCAAUUGCAGAACUUUUAGAGAAUAUUAUUAAAAACAAUAGUUUGCCUCUAAAGGAGAAAAGGAAAAAACUAAAACAGUUUCAGAAGGAAUAUCCCUUGAUAUAUCAGAAAAGAUUUCCAACCACAGAAAGCGAAGCAGCACUUUUUGGUGACAAGCCUACAAUCAAGCAACCAAUGCUGAUUUUAAGAAAACCAAAGUUACGUAGUCUAAGAUAUUGAAUUUAAGAAGAUGUAAUACUUGUAGAACUGUAAUAAAUGAAGCCAUAUGUGAGAAUUCAUCUACU
Molecule: messenger RNA, 2498 nt
Organism: Chrysochloris asiatica (Cape golden mole)
Lineage: Eukaryota; Metazoa; Chordata; Mammalia; Afrosoricida; Chrysochloridae
Gene: DEPDC1
Product: DEP domain containing 1
Exons: 12
Coding region: 1-2433 (810 amino acids)
Biological process (GO): intracellular signal transduction
Cellular component (GO): nucleus; transcription repressor complex
Source: RefSeq, a predicted model, not a curated record